Molecule: messenger RNA, 1800 nt
Organism: Schistosoma curassoni
Lineage: Eukaryota; Metazoa; Platyhelminthes; Trematoda; Strigeidida; Schistosomatidae
Source: the annotation of a GenBank genome assembly
AUGCGGAGAUCUGCAGCACCAAGUCGUACUAGUCAGUCUCAAGAUCUGUCGAUAAAUUCCAACCUCGUAAAGACGGCUGAGUACAAGUCAGUUUCACACUGUUCCUCAAGUCCUAAAAUGAACAUUACGCCUACAAAUUUUAAUUUAUCUCAUGCUAUGAAAUGUUCCAGGUAUUUCGAGGCUGUAUAUGCUAAAGCAUCGACUAAAAAGCAUAAAAAAUGGGAAGGGGAUGGUUUUGUAGAGGUUGAAGGUCGAAUCAUAAAGCUUAUCAAUGAAGAUUUGAAAGUAAUAGCAUCUGCUUCUGGUCAUAAAUUAGCUUUUUUAAAUGAAAUUGAUAUUGGUUCAGUUGUUCAUAUUGGGUCUUAUGAAGCAGAGCUUAUUUCACUGAUAGAGAAGCCACAGUUAAUUAAUCUUUCCUCAAAAUCAAAUGAUGGCACUGAGGCGUUACAUGCACCGGCAAAAAUUUCGACAAGCAAACCAAGCACAAAUCUCAGUUUCUCACCAAAGACGAAUUCCAAAUCAAAACUGAAUGAGUCCUGGGGUUCUUCAAACCAUCUGGUUAUGCCCAAGCCUCCUGCUAACUGCAUUAAAAUAGAAUCCUCUCGUCCAAGAAUUUUACCUGGGACACUAUUAUCCAAGUAUGUCUUAACAUUACAUGAUAUUAAUUGCUUAGAUCCUAAAAUGGGGAAAGACCGACCAAGCAAAGACAACCCACCAAGUACAGUUACUCUUGGGGAACACUCAUAUCCUUACUAUGGAAUCAAUUAUAUUGAUGGAACUUUGUGUGAUCUAAAUCAGGAGCAUCGUACAGCAACUGUUAUGUAUAUAUGCCAUGAAAGUGUCACUGGACAGAUUGUUGAUGUGUCUGAAAUCCGAACAUGUCAGUAUCAAGUGGUUUUUGCCACGAAGUUUCUAUGUUCAAACCCUCUGUAUAAGCAAAAGCGUGCCCAUACCAAUCCAAUUUCAUGUCACUCAAAAAACAGUUCACCAAGCAAACCGUCGGCAUUAGUUGCUUUGGAGGCAGAACGGAAAAAGUUUCAGUCUCGUAGCUUUACUGACCUAGCUGCCCUUCUUAGCAAUGCUUUUAAAUCGAAGGUUAAGUUAAUUGAAAUCAGUGCAAAACAUGGUAAAGAUGUGCUUUUUUACCAAGUAAAUCCGGCUGAAGAUCCUGAUGAUGAAAGCACUUCUCAGGUCGAUAAUACAAAAACUAAUGUCAAUGAUGCUAAAAAUAGUCACGAUAGUUCAAGUUUUUCUGGUUUAGAUGUUGUAAAUCAAGUGUCGUCUAGCUUGAAAACACCAUCAUCAACAUCACCUAAGAUUAACCCAUCUAUGAUGAAAUCUGUCAAUGAUAAUCAGGUUAUGGAAUUUCUUCAAGGAAAACUUUGUUUAACUGGUAAUUUAGGUUGGUGGACAUAUGAAAUAUGCUUCAACAAGUUUAUAAGACAAUAUCACCUGGAUGCAAAUACAAAACAACUUCAAGAAAUUCGUCUUGGCCAUUGGGAUUUAGACGCACAUUUAAAAUGGUUUGAAGAGAAUAAUGUUAAAAAACAAAAAUCUUCCGGUAGUUCUAAUAGACAAAUUUCACUAUACUAUGGUCAAGGUGAUUUGUGUACAGAAACUAACAAACUUCGAGAAGUUGUGGUAAAAAUGAAAUGUUUACAUUCAACAAGUAAAGAUAUUUACUUGUCAUUCUCUGAGCCCACAAAGUGUAUAUAUUCAAUGUCGGUUGAAAGUUCUAUGUUUUGUGAUUUGAUUCCAUUGGCUGAUGAGAAUGAUAUUCUCCCGUUAGAUAAAGUUUAA